UUGUGUGACUGUCGACAGAGUGCAGCAGCAGACGUGCAGAAGUUUGUGCAAGUAGUGCCAGUGAACUGUCAGACCAUACUUCGCUGAACUGAUAAAUGGACAGCAGUCCUUAUGGUUUCAUGUGAAGUAGUUAUGGAAGAUCGCGACAAGCAGAAGAAGAUUGAGUCGAUCGGCAAGAUGACGCAGAUGACGCAGGAGGAGAUCGUGACGAACACGAAGACGGUGGUGCAGGGCCUGGAGGCGCUCAAGAACGAGAUCAACUCGAUCCUGAACGGGCUGUCGCCGGCGCUGGAGCCGCAGGGGCCGGCCGGCUCGCCGGACCACGCCGGCGCCGAGAAGGCGGGCCUCGUCCGCAAGUUCCUCGACACCAUAGAGCUGGGCCUGGGCGAGGCGCAGGUUAUGACAGCAUUAUCUGCUCACCUGCAAGUUGUGGAAGCAGAGAAGCAGAAACUACGCACUCAGGUUCGGCGCUUGUGCCAGGAGAAUGCUUGGCUGCGUGACGAGCUGGCCAACACUCAGCAGAAGCUGCAGGCUUCGGAGCAGGCCGUUGCCCAACUGGAGGAGGAGAAGAAGCACUUGGAGUUCAUGGCCUCCAUCCGCAAAUACGAUCAAGAUGUCUCGGGUGAUGACUCUAGUUCGGAGACGAAGCAAGAUAAGCCGAAGAUUGAUGACCCUGUAGUAGACCUUUUCCCUGAUGAGGACACAGAUGAAAGAAACACCAUGUCACCCACACCUCCAACCUUGGCUACCCAGAUGGCUGUGGGGUACGAGAUACCAGCACGGUUGAGGACACUACACAACCUAGUUAUCCAGUACGCGUCACAAGGACGCUAUGAGGUGGCCGUGCCCCUCUGCAAGCAAGCUCUGGAAGACUUGGAGAAGACGAGUGGCCAUGACCACCCGGAUGUGGCCACUAUGCUCAAUAUCCUGGCACUCGUUUACAGGGACCAGAACAAGUACAAGGAAGCAGCAAACUUGUUGAACGAUGCCCUUAACAUCAGAGAGAUGACACUGGGAGAGAACCAUCCAGCAGUUGCAGCAACAUUGAAUAAUUUAGCUGUUCUUUACGGCAAGAGGGGUAAGUACCGAGAAGCUGAACCCCUGUGCAAAAGAGCCCUCGAGAUCAGAGAGAAAGUACUUGGCCGCGAGCAUCCAGAUGUGGCUAAGCAGCUCAACAAUCUAGCUCUGCUGUGUCAGAAUCAGGGCAAGUAUGAAGAGGUUGAACGGUAUUACCAGAGAGCUCUGGAGAUAUACGAAGCCAAGUUGGGUCCUGAUGACCCAAAUGUUGCUAAGACAAAGAAUAAUCUGGCAUCAUGUUACCUGAAACAAGGCAAAUACAAGGAAGCUGAGAUUUUGUACAAACAAGUGUUGACUCGUGCCCACGAGCGUGAGUUUGGGGCCAUUGAUGGUGAUAACAAGCCGAUUUGGCAAGUGGCCGAGGAGCGAGAGGAGAACAAAUGUCGUAACAAGGAAAAUGUCCCUUACGGCGAGUAUGGAGGAUGGCACAAAGCUGCCAAAGUGGAUUCACCGACGGUGACGACGACACUGAAAAACCUCGGUGCCCUCUACCGGCGACAGGGCAAGUACGAAGCGGCAGAGACCCUGGAAGACUGCGCCCUGCGCUCACGCAAGGAGGGACUGGACUUCGUGAAACAGGCAAAGGUGGCUCAAAUCCUCAGCGAGUCCGGAGAGAGGCGCCGCAGCGGCUCUUCAGGAAAGGAGCGCAACAGUCGCCGUGGCUCGCGCGAGUCCCUCGACUCGAUGCAGUACGAAACGGGAGAAGAGACGGCUGCACCCAUUGGUAUUGUACAGAGAACACAGGAAGGCGGGCAGUCCGACGCCCGACAGGGAGGGUUAAAGACCAAACUCUUGAACGCUCUCGGACUGCACACUUCGUGAACGAAUGGGAAAGUCUGUGCAUUUGGCGUAACACUUAAGAAAUGACUGGAAAAGUUCCUUCCAGUUGUGUCCGUAAAGUGAACUUUUAUUGUAAUUAAUGUAGCUGUAAGUUAUUGACGUGAAACCGUGUAGGAUGCUAAAAGUGGCUAUUAAGUGCUGUUUUUCUAGAUUUUAUUGAUUUACUUUCCUGUUUUACUUCUAAAGCUGAUGAUUUUAUUGUAUUCUGUAAACGAAGAAAUGUAACAAAUGGUGCAAACUCGAUAACUAGGGGUGUGGGUGUAAACAGUUUGUGAGAUAUUCCCUCAUCAUUACUUAUGUACUUUACUACAGUGUUGAAAAUAGUUAAAUUGCUGACAGCUUAAAGAAAUUUCAUUUACUUUGCACAUAUUUUGUGGUGCAUUAUAACAGAAACAGCCGCAUGUGGUAUUUGCUAUACGGAUAAAAAUUGUUCACCCAGUUAUCUUAAAGUCCAGAUAAUGUUUCCAGAUUCUCUCCAAAGCCUAUUCUGUCAAUUUGGUUUCUUUCUAAGACAAAAGUAUUCCACUAUUCUUUCUGCCCAGCCUUCCUGUGUUGCAGUAAAUUAAGUUUUAAUUGAAGGGGCAGUGGAAGACAGUGCUAACCCUCAAUUUAGCAAGGAUUGCCCUUUUCGUGAUGUCUGCUUUUCAGAUGCUCCACAUUAAAGGAAAAAUUAGUUACCAUUGUACUAUUAGAAAGAAUUUCCUAGUAUUCAAAUUGUUUUACCUUAUUGUACUUCAUAUAGGCUAUGACUUUAACCAGUAACUCAGAAUUAUGCUCUCAGGCUAGCACACUCUUCUGUAGACCCGUCAAAUUAGAACUUCCUUUUCCUGUGCCGCGCAGGCAGUGCACCAGCAGUUGUGCUCCUGCAAAGGCUACUGGAGAUCUUCCUUCCAGAUGGCACUCGGUGGCCUCUAAUAAUCUUUCCCUGGGUACUAUUGUCCAUAGUGACAUUAUUUAAUAAAAAUGCGUCUCGGCUCUGUGUAGGUAAACACUUAGCAAAUGAGACCAGCUGACGUUGAAAUAUGUCAGUCAAAGAAAAACUCUGUUCCAACAUGUGAACAAUGAUACUGUGAAGUGUAAUGGAUUACGAAUUUUAAUUUUAGCACUCAUUACACCUGUGGGACAUAUUACAAAUUAUGUAAAAUGUAUAUAAAUUUAUAGCAGGCAUAUAACUUUAAAAAAUUUGACCAUCCUGUUCAUAAGUAGUUUGGCAACAGUGUGGAAUUUUUUACUUUUAUUUUCUAUCAGUUGUAUUUAACUAAGUGAAGAAAAAUACUUCAUAUAGCUCAGUAUUCGUGCAUUGCUUUGUAAUGUGAUCUACACAAACAUAUUGACAAGUCUCUUGGUGCAUUAAUGUAAUUUCAACACUGGGGUUAAUCUUACCCAUCACCUUUAGUGUCCAGAGAGUACUAUCUGAGAUACUAUUACAAGAAAAGUGGUUUUAUUUGCUAUUGGUGAUUUAAUCUCCUGUCACAGUUGUAGCACAAUAUCCUUAAGUGGGUUUUUGUGAUACACCAGAGAGUCCAGUGUCACUUCUAUACAGUUGAUUCCCUUCGUGUCUGCGGUUGUACUGAAGUCUUGGAAUUGUGUUUGUUGGUGACUCACUGAAAAGCGUGCACUAUUUGAUCACUAAUUUUUAGGUAAUAUGAUUUCCAACAGAUACUUUGCUGUCUCCAUUUCGUUUGUGUUUAUUCAGCUGUCUGUAGCCCACUCUUCAAAAGGCUGUUAGUACAAAUACUAAAAAAAAGUGCAGGCUGACAACUUGCUCGAAGCAUAAAUUCUUUCAGAAAUGUCACUGUAUAUUCAGUCCGCCUGCUUAGCUGGGUGGUAAUGUGCUCGCCUCUCGUGCAAGCGGGCCCGGAUUCGAUUCCCGGCCAGGUUUGGAGAUUUUCUCUGCUCGUGGAUUGGGUGUCGUGUGUUGUCCUCGUCAUCAUUUCGUCCUCAUCACCAGCACGCAAGUGGCCCAAUGUGGCAUCGACUGCAAUAAGACCUGCACCUGGUGGCAUCCUGGCCAACUGUGCUGUGCGCUCAUUUCCAUUGUGUAUUCCGUGUGGCAUUUUCGUUGCAUUUGUGCAAAAGUUUUUAAAACAUUAAUCUUGCCUUGGAUAUUUCCAGCCUAGAAGUUUUGGACUGGUAGAAUAAAAGUAACUGUGUUGCAAAGCCAUCUAAAAUUUCCAAAUUGGUGCUGCAAUCUGAUAGUGAGUUUGACAAAAGUAUUGGGCAUCUCCUCAGAUCACGUAGUGUGAAUGCUUUGAAAUUCAAUGAAAAACUCUUGUUGGUUGAGGUAGUUCAGCAGCACUUCUUUUAAUUUUUUGUACCACUUCAGUGAAAUCCAAAUUUUGGAAGUACCAGGAUGGAAACAAUUAACAAGAGAUACAAAAAGCAACCACUCACCCAUAGUACAUUGACAAGUGGCACACACAGACGGCAGCACUGACUUGUUACUAGCUUUCUAGCUGCGACUUCAUGUUUCAGAAUAAACAAAAGACACUCAUAUGCAGCUCUUGGCCACAGCCUUUGUCAGUAAAAGGG
Messenger RNA from Schistocerca serialis cubense, 4449 nucleotides. RefSeq names its product kinesin light chain (gene Klc). Gene Ontology annotation, molecular function: kinesin binding. Gene Ontology annotation, biological process: microtubule-based movement. Gene Ontology annotation, cellular component: kinesin complex; cytoplasm; membrane-bounded organelle. The record is from RefSeq and is a predicted model, not a curated record. Bases 112 to 1899 code for a protein of 595 amino acids. The transcript is spliced from 12 exons. NCBI's taxonomy places the organism in Eukaryota, Metazoa, Arthropoda, Insecta, Orthoptera, Acrididae.